Messenger RNA from Trematosphaeria pertusa, 460 nucleotides. RefSeq lists its product as uncharacterized. NCBI's taxonomy places the organism in Eukaryota, Fungi, Ascomycota, Dothideomycetes, Pleosporales, Trematosphaeriaceae. The coding region runs from base 122 to 355 and encodes 77 amino acids. The record is from RefSeq and is a predicted model, not a curated record. The transcript has a single exon.
AACCUUGUUGUUUCACGCAUCCUCUGUCCUGGCCUGCUUCGGCGCACAGGGUAAAACUUCCAUCCUGGCUCGGAUGGCGGGUCUACUUUGAGAUCUGGUCUGUUCAUCCCAUACACGUUUAAUGAGGCCUCUCAUGCUUUCCCAUGCCGGCUCUGACACCACAUGCACAUGCAUGUUUGUCCUUAUUUCUUUCCUUCAAAAGUUAUGGUUGCAAGGAUGUCUCCUACAUCUCCCGGGCUUUGAAAACAUGAACUUGUCAUCUUUGUGUCUCCUCUCCUCUCGCGACGGCUUCGGGGUUGGUGGUGCGAGCAUGGCAGGUAGCAUUUGUUGGCUUUGUGCUGGGCGCGGAUUUUGAGGAAGAGUUGGCAAUUCUGUACGCUUCUCAAAUAGACGUUUGUGCUCGGGCAUGUAUUUAGGAUUAUGGUAGAUUGCAAAAUGGCUUGUCCACUCCACUGCCUGC